Molecule: messenger RNA, 988 nt
Organism: Mus caroli (Ryukyu mouse)
Lineage: Eukaryota; Metazoa; Chordata; Mammalia; Rodentia; Muridae
Product: cathepsin R-like
Biological process (GO): proteolysis
Molecular function (GO): cysteine-type peptidase activity
Source: RefSeq, a predicted model, not a curated record
AUGGCUGCUGUUGUCUUCAUAGCCUUCCUGUAUUUGGGAGUGGCCUCAGGUGUUCCAUUACUUCAUUCAAGUUUGGAUGCUGAAUGGCAAGACUGGAAGAUAAAAUAUAACAAAUCAUAUAGCCUGAAAGAAGAGAAACUGAAUAGAGUGGUUUGGGAAGAAAAAUGGAAAAUGAACAAACUGCAAAACAGGGAGAACAGCCUGGGUAAGAAUGGCUUCACCAUGAAAAUGAGUGAAUUUGGUAACCAGACUGAUGAAGAAUUCAGGAAAAUGAUGAUUAAAAUUCCAGUUUGGACUCACAGAGAGGGGAAAAGUAUCAUGAAACAUGAAGCUGGCAGUAUUCUCCCCAAAUUUGUGGAUUGGCGGAAGAAAGGAUAUGUGACUCCUGUACGGAAACAGAGAGACUGGGAUGCUUGUUGGGCAUUUGCUGUGACUGGUGCCAUAGAAGCACAGGCAAUCUGGCAAACAGGCAAACUCACCCCUCUGAGUGUGCAGAACCUGGUGGACUGUUCUAAACCUCAAGGCAACAAUGGUUGUCUUGGUGNUGAUACAUACAAUGCCUUCCAGUAUGUUUUGCACAAUGGUGGUCUGGAGUCUGAGGCAACAUAUCCAUAUGAAGGGAAAGAUGGACCAUGCAGGUAUAAUCCAAAGAAUUCUAAGGCUGAAAUAACAGGAUUUUUGUCCCUCCCCAAAAGUGAGGAUAUCCUAAUGGCUGCUGUAGCAACUAUUGGGCCCAUCACUGCUGGAAUUGAUGUUUCAUAUGAGUCUUUCAAGAAUUAUAAGGGAGGUAUUUACCAUGAGCCAAAUUGUAGCAGUGAUACUGUGUCUCAUGGAGUCCUCGUGGUUGGUUACAGAUUUAAGGGAAAUGAGACCGAUGGUAAUCACUACUGGCUGAUCAAGAACAGCUGGGGUAAGUGAUGGGGCAUUAGAGGCUACAUGAAGCUCACCAAAGACAAGAACAACCACUGUGGAAUUGCUUCAUAUGCUC